Molecule: messenger RNA, 2232 nt
Organism: Clonostachys rhizophaga
Lineage: Eukaryota; Fungi; Ascomycota; Sordariomycetes; Hypocreales; Bionectriaceae
Source: the annotation of a GenBank genome assembly
AUGCUACGGCGGCGGAAGAUCUUAGUCUUCAUAGGAUUGUUCUCACUCGGCUUCUGCGCUUACUCUCUCCUGUGCCUGGCGACCGAACGCGAAUACUAUCUCCCCAUCCGCAACACAGCAUCCUUGCGGCAACCUUCGAGGGAGGGACCACCACCUCCUCCACAACCACCACCGCCGCCACCCCCCGGGGCGCCAGCGCAAGAUGGACUGACGGCGGAGAAUGCUGCGCAACAUCAGGAUAUUGCAUUACAGCAGCAGCCAGAGGUGCCACUGAAAGCAGACUCUCCAGCUCCUGGACCCGGCGGGCCUGGUCCUGAACACAAACCUGGCCCUGAACCUCGACCACACCAUCCUCCACCUCCCACACACCCUGAGCCUCCCACUGGCUCUGAGCAGCCGAAAAGCGAUCGCCCUGAAGAUCAGAUUCGCCCAGCCGGCAACGACGACCGUACGAAAGAGCACGAGAACGGCGACAGUGAUAACAGCCCUGAUGAGGAGGAGCUCCUAAGGCCACCUAAAUGGGAGGUUAGCGAGCGGCCAAAAACCAAGGCUGGCCCAGGACCCCUCAAAGUAGAAGACACGAGCUUACACCCCAUUUCCCACCUCAUCACCGAAGCAAGGCGCCAGUUCAGAGACAUCAGAGGUCGACAGUCCAAAACGCUGGAAGAAGCUGUUGCAGAGUAUCGCAGGCGAUAUGAGAUGCCACCGCCCCCUAAUUUCGACAAGUGGUUCCAAUUCGCCACCGAUAACGAUGUGCAGCUUGUGGACGAGUUCGACACUAUCCACCAGCUAAUUACACCCUUUUGGGGAUUGAAGCCAGAGACGAUUCGGAAAAGAGCCAAGGAGGCUCUUGGGUUCGAUAAUGCUCUUUUGGGAAUUUCAAUCCGCAACCACGAAAUCACUCUUGUCGAAGGCGGCCAAGAGUGGCAACAAAACGCUACCCAGUCUAUGAUUGAGAAGUUUAUUGAAUAUAUACCUGACAUGGAUUUGGCGUUUAACAUCCACGAUGAACCCCGUGUUGUUCUUUCACACGAAGACCUCGCCCAUCUUGUCAACAAGGCCAAGAGUGUCAACAUGCCGGCCGCCAAUGCAAAGAAGAGGCCCAUCAACGACUUUAGCCCACGGGCGCCGGAGUUGACCGAUGGGUAUAUGUUUGACGAGGUCAAGCGCACUCGAUUCAACGUUUUCGCUCAUCAAUCUACCUGGACCAACUCGCGCAUGUCUUGCCCGGCCGACAGCCCAGCCAAGACUCCCGAUGACGACGAGCAAGGAGACGACCGCAGCAGAUAUGGCUACAGCGAGCUUGGGUUCGUAUACAACUCCACGGCCAUGGCUGAUAUCUGCCUGACUCCGUCACUGAGCUCGUCGUAUGGCUUCUUUGACAGGCCCAACGCUUUCAACGUCGUCCAUGAUUUAUUCCCCAUAUUUUCACAAUCCAAGAUCUCCUCAUUCUCCGAUUUAAUGUACCCUUCGCCUUGGUAUUGGUUCGAUAAAGUCGUAUAUGACGAGGCCAAGGACUUUCCAUGGGAGCAAAAGGACAACAAACUUUACUGGCGCGGCUCGACUACUGGUGGGUUCAGUCGCAAUGGCGGUUGGAGGCGACAGCACCGGCAGCAGUUUGUUCACAAGAUCAACGCUCCUGAUCAAGCUAAGAUCUUGGUGAACAAGGGUGACGAGGAGCAGCCGAACUGGCGAGUUUCUGAAGUCCCACGAGGCAAGCACCGUGACCUCAUUGAUGUUCAUUUCUCUCACAUUGGCCAAUGCGAUCCUGGUGACUGCGAGGCCCAAAUACAGUAUUUUACCCCAACCGAUCACGUUGAUCAACAAGAUGCUUGGAAGUACAAGCACUUGCUUGAUAUUGAUGGAAACGCCUUUUCUGGUCGUUUCUAUGCUUUUCUCCAGAGCCAUAGUGUGACAUACAAGCUAGCCCUUUUCCGCGAGUGGCAUUAUGAGUGGCUCAAGCCUUGGGUUCAUUAUGUCCCCCUGAGUCUGCACGGGGACGACUGGCUCGAGGUUGUCCGCUAUUUUGCAGGCAGUAGUGCCGGGGACGAGGAUGCAGAACACCUCGCAAAAUCCAGCACUACUUGGGCAAACCGAGUGCUACGAAAGAAGGAUAUGGAAGCCUGGUUCUUCCGAUUACUUCUUGAGUACGCACGGGUAAUAGAUGAUAACAGGGAAAUCAUUGGAUAUGAUCCUUCCAGUUCGACUUCAAAACUGAAGAAGACGAACUAG